AGGCGUCGUUCACCGACGCCUGGAACUGCUGGUAAGAAGACCCAGACAUAACCUCCACUCCCCGCUGGGGCCUGCCCGGUACGCGCUGUGGGAUCUUCCAAAACGUGUCAGGUGGCUUUGUUAGAUCAAUAUCAAAAACUGGAAUCUUUCAACGAAAUUCAUUCGAAAAUUUACGAAAGAUGGCUAGCCCGAGCCCAGAAGGCGAUGCUACGUCAAUGUUUAUGGCUCGAAGAGAAAAGCAGGGUAGUCCUUUACUAUCAGAUGAAAAUACGAGGAGAAAAACUAAAGAGCAACCUCCUGUAGAAAUCAUAACAGUGAAAGACUUCUUCGACUUUAUGAAGACAGCGUAUCAAGUUUACGAGCAUUUAGAAGGUGAUGAGGAUGAAGGAGCGAAGAUCAACUGGGAGGAAUUAACGAAAUUAACGGUUAUUAACCACGUUAUCGAACAGCAGGAACGAGACUUGUUGUACCAAACUGCUUUUGCGGAACCCAAGCCCAUCACUAGCAAGAGCGACUCAACCUUGGAAAAGAAGAAAAGUGAAAAUAAAAGUAUCGAGAAACGUAUGAGUUGCAGUGAAAUUGAGCAAGGUGGUUCGAGGAGAAAGUCGUUAAUUUCUGAAGCCAAGGUAGAAAUGCUUGGAGUUUGGACUGAGGCAAAUCUCAACUGUAAAUUAAACGAUGUUAUAAAUGAAGGCAUUUUGGAUUCAAUUUUGCCUUACUUAGUUGGGUAUAAGAAACCUACGAAAACUACUAGUGUGUACACGCCGAUAAUAAAAAAGCCCCUGUCAAGUACUAGCACUGAAGUGAAAAAGCCGGCGAGUUUUGGAAAUUUUGUAUGUGAAAAGGAAUCAAGAGACAGAUUAGGAAGACGCAAAUCAUCUAUAAUAGCAUUACAAGAAAAGUUAAACCAGAAGCAAGAGGGAGACGUAGAAAUUCACGUAUGCGACGAAGUGAAAGGCCUGAAGAAAGACUUCAGGUGUCCGCAGAAACUGCUGGUGUCUAAAAUGGGGUAUUUUGCUGACGUUACCGCAGGACAGAGAUUGGAGGACAUGGAUAUAUCGGUGCACUGUGAUAUACAGAUUUUCGAUUGGUUAAUGCGCUGGGUGAAGCGGGAUUCCAUCUUGGUGGCGGACUGGCCGCUCCUGGACUCUCACAAUGUGGUGCCUAUACUGGUCUCCGCGUCUUUUCUGCAGAUGGAGCCACUGCUGCACGACUGCCUCAUCUACUGCCACGCACACAUGAGUGAAAUUGUAAAAACGUCCACCAACUUAGCCUGCCUCAGCGAUGCUCUGCUUACCAGAUUAGCCGCAAUGUACACGAACGCUGAACUAGAAGCCAUUCGGGACCGCAAGGACAAGAUCCAGUCCCGCCUUUACUGCAAGAUGAUCCUGUCUCUCGCUGAGCCUGUGCCUGAGACAUUGCGAGGACAUUACGCUACUCUAGCGACGCUCUUUAAGUGUAACAAAUGCAGCAAGUUGCUGGGACGCCACAUCGCCGAGCAAGUGCCGUGCCAGCCGGCCAACAUGCGCAUAGACCGACGGGGCAACGUCAUCUCUUCACACACCAAAGACCCAUCAUGGAGCCUAAACGAAUACAUCACAUGGCUGUACGGAGAGCUGCGUUCCUGGCGCCGUGUUUAUUGGAGGUUAUGGGCAGACUGCCACUUCCUGCGCUGUCAGCUGUGUGACAGCUACUUCCCCAACUACCAGAUGGAAUGGUGUUCCCACCACGAGCAAGGUCCGCAUAUGUUCUCGGUGGACAACCGCCCAGCGUUGCCUGCCGGCCGCUACCCAUGUUGUGGCGAACGUGCUUACCGCUUCGAAAGUCUCACACGCAACACGGGUUGUCAAUUCCGCGAGCAUGUCCCAGACGAGCGUCUCCCCACGGACGCGGCCGUGAUGGAGAUCUACAGCCAGUUUCGCGAGAUGAUCGCAAUGAGGCCACCUCAACUAAUGUUCCCGGAGCGUCUCACCCGGCUCGUACCCAGGGAGACAACCGAGGACAGCUCCGGUCGCCUGCAAUGCAAGGAGGUGUUCUGGUGGGAGGGCAUCCAGUUGGCGCCACCGCGGCCGCCAUUAGGCCUCCUCGGGAAACUCUACACUAGCGACACCAAGUUUAACCCGUCAGCCCGGCCGGGCUCGCCGGCGCUGGCGGCGCGCGCGUCGUCGUCGUCGGUCGCUGCACCCGCUGCUGUCACGGACAAGAAGAGGCCGAAGGAUGAGACGCCGAGGAAGAAAGGCACCCCCGGCAGCGGCGACUCCCCCGGCUGCGAAGAGAGCUCCUCCUCUUCAGACGAGAGUGAACAAAGCUCCGGGCGGAGUGAUGAAGACGCUCCCAGGAGUCCACGGAGGCAGCACCAGCCCCCGCCAAGAGUCAGUCGCCGCACCCGGGUGAUAGGACGACAGUGGGUGACAUCACUCUCAGCGCGAAGCAACCAAGACGGGCAGCGGCGGUUUGAAGAACGCGCUGGAAGACAAAUGCGCACUGCACUAGCUCGGCGGGGCAAUACCACGCCGGGGAAACCUAAAGCGCCGCCAGGCGGUGUGUACGCGCGCCUGGAGGCGGAGUGGCGCGAGCGGCACGGCGCGCGCGCGCGGCCCGCCACGUCGGCGCGGGCGCGAGCGCCGCCGCGGUACAAGUGAACAAUACACUGCUCACACUACAUGCACGCCUU
Messenger RNA from Cydia pomonella (codling moth), 2674 nucleotides. Its product is annotated as SANT and BTB domain regulator of class switch recombination. The record is from RefSeq and is a predicted model, not a curated record. The transcript is spliced from 18 exons. NCBI's taxonomy places the organism in Eukaryota, Metazoa, Arthropoda, Insecta, Lepidoptera, Tortricidae. The coding region runs from base 180 to 2642 and encodes 820 amino acids.